Molecule: messenger RNA, 2155 nt
Organism: Lycium barbarum (goji berry)
Lineage: Eukaryota; Viridiplantae; Streptophyta; Magnoliopsida; Solanales; Solanaceae
Product: L-ascorbate oxidase homolog
Exons: 9
Coding region: 269-1879 (536 amino acids)
Molecular function (GO): copper ion binding; oxidoreductase activity
Source: RefSeq, a predicted model, not a curated record
AAAACGCGUGAAUGCACCUAAUAUGAGAGUCGGCAUUAAGAUAGCUAGGACCCAUCCAAAUGAACCAUGCUUUACCUACCAAUUCAUUAUUUAUGUGUUGCUUCAUAUUCAAACUGCUUCACAACCUCUCAAGAACCAAGAAAAAAAAAUAGAUUCAUAUAUACAUUCUUUAAUUCUUUCCAUUUUUAUAGAAACACUCAGCUAGCUACUUAAAGUACUUGGUAUAUUGUGAAGGGGUUUUGGUGUUUAUUCUUUUAUCACUGCUCCAAUGGGGAAACUAGCUUUGCUUCAUCUGCUUUGUGGAAUCUUGACUUUUUUGGUUGUGGUAAAAGCAGAGGAUGCUUAUAGAUACUUCACAUGGACUGCCACUUAUGGAAUGGCUUCUCCAUUAGGUGCUUCUCAGCAGGUGAUACUUAUCAAUGGUCAAUUCCCUGGUCCUAAGCUUGAUCUUGUCACUAAUGAAAAUGUCAUCCUCAACUUGAUUAAUAAGUUGGACGAGCCAUUUCUCUUGACAUGGAACGGAAUCAAACAGAGAAAGAACUCUUGGCAAGACGGAGUUUUGGGGACUAAUUGUCCUAUUCCUCCAAACGCAAAUUACACUUACAAGUUCCAAGCUAAAGACCAGAUUGGAAGCUAUUCAUACUUCCCUUCAACCCAACUGCACAGGGCUGCUGGAGGUUUUGGAGUACUUAAUGUUUAUGCAAGAUCUGUAAUCCCUGUUCCAUAUGCAAAACCUGAUGGAGAUUUCAGUUUACUUAUUGGUGAUUGGUACAAGACUAGUCAUAAGGCAUUGCGACAAAUUUUGGAUUCGGGGAAGUCUCUUCCCUUCCCAGAUGGUCUCCUUAUAAAUGGUCAAAAGCAGUCAACUUUCGCUGGUGAUCAAGGAAAAACAUACAUGUUCAGGAUUUCAAAUGUGGGUUUCAAGACUACCAUCAAUUUCAGAAUUCAGGGCCACAAGAUGAAGCUGGUCGAGGUUGAAGGAUCCCAUGUCAUUCAAAACUUAUACGAUUCUUUUGAUGUCCAUGUUGGUCAAUCUUUAUCUAUCCUUGUCACAUUGGAUCAAUCUCCAAAGGACUACUACAUUGUUGCAUCUACAAGGUUCACAACGACUGUUCUUACUACCACUUCAGUGCUCCACUACACAAAUUCUCAAACACCCGUAUCUGGACCUGUGCCAGCUGGUCCAGCUGAUCAAUUUCAGUGGUCUUUGGUGCAAGCCAGAUCAAUCAGGUGGAAUCUGACAUCAAAUGCAGCUAGACCAAAUCCUCAGGGUUCAUUCCAUUAUGGAAAAAUUACACCUUCAAGGACAAUUUUACUUGCCAACUCUGCACCACUUAUCAGAGGGAAGCAGAGAUACGCUGUCAAUGGCAUUUCUUACAUCAAUCCUGACACCCCUCUGAAGCUUGCUGAUCACUUUAAUAUCCCGGGGGUUUUCACUUUGGAUUCCAUUCCAACUGCUCCAACAGCGGGUUCUCCAAACCUAGCUACAGCUGUGCUGCCAUCUUCUCUCCAUGAGUUCCUCGAAAUCGUUUUCCAAAACAAUGAAGACACAAUGCAAUCUUGGCAUCUUGACGGUUAUGAUUUCUGGGUCGUAGGUUUCGGAGCAGGUACUUGGACACAAGGUAGUAGAAAAGGGUAUAAUCUUGUUGAUACUCUUACUAGACAUACUACACAGGUUUAUCCUAAAUCUUGGACUGCUAUAUAUGUCUCCUUGGACAACCAAGGAAUGUGGAAUUUAAGGUCUGCAAUGUGGGAUAGGCAAUAUCUUGGACAGCAAGUUUACCUCAGAGUCUACAAUCCAACAGCCAGUUUAGCUAACGAAUAUGGCAUACCUACCAAUGCUCUCCUCUGUGGCAAAGCUGCUGGGCGACAUCUUUAAUUGGAUGAAGAUUAUUAAGUCAAAAUUUUCUUGGUCAUAAGAGGUUGGCUACAAGAGAUGCGGCAAAGAAACUACUUGCUUCUUAUGUUGUACUACAUAACAAGCAAAUCAAAUUAACUUACGAGUAUUUUGUGAUUGGUGGCCAAGUUUUUGUUGAACUAGUUCUGAGUUCCUGCCAGAUAGAUUCAUCAAAGGCAGCUGGGAGUCGGUUCAAUUGAACCUAACAUUUUUAAAGUAAUAUAUAAAUACUAAGUAUCGUGCCAUAUUCUCAAAGAA